Molecule: messenger RNA, 1001 nt
Organism: Glossina fuscipes
Lineage: Eukaryota; Metazoa; Arthropoda; Insecta; Diptera; Glossinidae
Gene: WRNexo
Product: Werner Syndrome-like exonuclease
Exons: 5
Coding region: 203-916 (237 amino acids)
Biological process (GO): nucleobase-containing compound metabolic process
Molecular function (GO): 3'-5' exonuclease activity; nucleic acid binding
Source: RefSeq, a predicted model, not a curated record
UGUUCUGAUACUGAAUAGCAACUUCGUCGAUCGUACUUAGCGCUUAUUUGUAUAUAUUGUUGAGAAUUGUUUAUGAAAUGAAUUAGCGUUUUUAUGUGUAAAAAUUAUUGGAUUUGUCUUUAAAGAUUAAAAAGAUGUUCGUGAAUUAAUAAUUUUAAUUAUGUGUACGUAUGCGAGUUGAAUUCUAAUAAUCACAUAUGCUAUGGAAACUUUUAAGAGACGAAGUGAUCGUUUAAUAAAUAAUAACUCAACGCGGGAAGCUACGGCAAAGAAGGAGAAUAACGAGAAGAAAAAUUUCCCGUGUGUCAAAUAUGUCAAAUAUGGCGGAAAAAUCGUUUACUUGACGGAUAUGUCAGAAAUAGCUGAGGCCGCUGAUAGCUUGAUACAAUGGGUGGAAAGACAGCAGCAUGUUCCGAUUCCCCUCUCUUUUGAUAUGGAAUGGCCAUUUUCAUUUCAAACAGGUCCGGGUAAGACUUCUGUUGUGCAGGUGUGCCUGGAAUUAAAUUGUUGUUAUGUUUUCCAACUAUCCAAUUUGAGGAAAUUACCAGCAGCGCUAGUCGCUUUGCUGAAACAUCCACGCGUUCGCAUGCACGGAGUAAACAUUAAAAACGAUGUCCAGAAGCUGGCUAGGGAUUUCCCUGAAAUGAAAUUAGACGACUUAAAGCACCGCUGCAUUGAUUUGGGAACUUGGUGCAACGAAAUUAAUGAAACCGGAUGCCGAUGGAGUUUAGAUCGUCUAUGCAAUUAUUUGAUAAACCAAACCGUAGACAAAAACAAAAAAGUUAGAAUGAGCAAUUGGCAUGUCGUACCUUUGAAUAAAGAUCAGUUAAUGUAUGCAGCUAUAGAUGUUUAUAUUGGACUAGUGAUUUACCGGGAAUUGGAAAAUCGAGCGCGAAUAAAAAAAGAAAGGCUGUGAGUGAUUGUUGGAAGAUGGUUGAAUGAUGGCGUUGGAAUUAUUUAUUUAUCAUGAUCUAAGAAUUAAAAGGAAAGUCUUUUAAAAA